Molecule: messenger RNA, 2109 nt
Organism: Myiozetetes cayanensis
Lineage: Eukaryota; Metazoa; Chordata; Aves; Passeriformes; Tyrannidae
Gene: SMIM3
Product: small integral membrane protein 3
Exons: 2
Coding region: 1144-1323 (59 amino acids)
Source: RefSeq, a predicted model, not a curated record
UUCAGUCUCGUGGCCGCUCAGACGGGGUCCUGACAAGAACAAGCAUUCCCGUGUCGUGGGAUCAGCGGGAAAGCGAGCAUGAGUUCUGUGGAUGCUGUGCUGCGUGGGCAGAGCUGCCAUCAGCAAACCACCCCCAAUGUGCCCUUGGAUACCCCGACCAAGCACCAGCCACAGCCUGGACUGUGGCGUGGAUCCCCUGUUCCCACUCCUGUGCCCAUCCCUGCACAGCCUGGAGUCAGUCCCUGCCCUCUGCCCGCCGCUGGCAGCUCCGGAGGAAACGCCUGUCCAUGAGGAUCUGCUGCAGCUCGAGAUAAAAACCACACGUGCUCUUUAUCCGGCAGCAGCAGCCGGAGGGGAGCACGGCUGCACAGGCGGGGAGGAGGAUCCCUGCCUGUGCUGUGGGCCCGGGAAGGUGCCUGGAGGCCAGGGGGAUCUGAGAGCAUGUGGGUAGGGGUUUCCACCGCCGGGAAUCUGGCAGGUUUCCCUGGGGAAAAGCAGGAGUGAAGGAUGCAGUGCGUGGAUCCCACUGUGUGUGACACUCAGCUGGUGUCCCAGCAGGAAAAUCAGAGCAUCCCACCUCUGCUUUCGCCAUUCGGCAUCACCGAUGGAGCGGAAUGUUCCAGUGGGCAGUGGAAACGCUGUUCCCUGUCUCUGUAAAUCACCCUGCCCGGAUCCCUGGGGAGCGCGGGCACCUCGCUGCGGGCAGAUAUGGAGGCUCUGGGUGGUUCUGCUUUUCCCUCCUGCCCCGGGCCUCGGGGGCACGUGUGACCUGUGAGCCCUGCUGGGGCAGGAGCAGGACGGGGCAGGGGAGAGCCCUUUGUUAAGGGCUAAGAAGUGAAAUGUUCCCACGGUGUGACCUGACACCUUCGGGUUCGGCUCCAGAUAGUCUCCCCCGGUGGGGCCCCAUCCUGGCUGGGAUGAGAUGGAAUGUGACCUCGCUUUAGCCCGGUGAGAAAAAAAAAAAAAAAAAGCAGUCCUGCCUUCCCUGCCCUCCCUUCCCCUUCCUUCUUUCCUUCCCCUUCCCCUUCCCUGCCGCCCCGCGCGGGCCGGGCGGGGCCAGGCGGAGUCUUCCUCCCUCGACGGGAUCCGCCGCUGCCGUCUCUUCUCGCCGGAGCCCGAGUCGGAGCCGGGCAGCGCCGCAGGAUGGACCUCCCCGACCUCACAGGUGCUGCCGCCCUUCCCAAGCACAUCCUGGACGUCUGGGUCAUCGUCUUGAUCAUCCUGGCUACCAUCCUGGUCAUGACGGCGCUGGUGCUCUGCCCGGCCACCGCCGUCAUCAUCUACCGCGUGCGAACUCACCCCACGCGCAACGGCGUCGUGUGAGCCGUGGGCACCGGGGCACGGCCGGCCCGCCAGGCAGGGGGCUGCAGCCAUGGGACCCUGUGCCAGGGACCCCACAGAGCCCGAUGGGGCACCCUGAGAGCUGGAGGGACAGGCAGGAGCCAGGGCCUGCCCCUGUGCUGGCCACAGGCUCUUGCUGGGUGAACCCACUGCCUCGUGUUGCCCCCCGAGCUCGCAGGGACCGUGGCAGAGGUGGCAGCACAGGCAGCAGUGUGACUUCGUGUUCGUGUCCAGCUAGAAACGACUUGCUCCCGUGAGGCAGGGAGACUAGUGUUGCCUUCACUGGUGAUCCCAUCCCAGGCAAGCAGCAAGAAGUGGAAAUGCCGGGCAAAAAUUAUUUCUUCUUUGGAGUCCCAGCUCUCAGGGUGUUUGGAAAAAAGGAUCAAAGCAAGAUGGAUGUGGCUUCUGGCUGAAAGCAUCGGUGACAGAGCCCAUCCUGGCUGCAUCUGGAGACGUGCAUCUGGCACUGACUUCUCUAUCCGUUAUCUGCUGAAAUCAUAGGAAAAUCUUAUGGGGCUCUUGGUUCCUCUGGGUCUUGUGUAGCAGAGAAGUGUGUGCAGCUCCUGCCAGCCUGUCUACCUGCACGCUGGCUGCGCUCCCUGCUCCUGAUAGCGAGAGGCCCCACCAUUCACCCAGCACACCAGCCCCACUGGGGGGUCUGUGCGCCUCUCACCUGGGCAGGUAAAGCGGGAGGAGCAGGUUUGUGCCCAGUCAGUGGCAGGGGACCAUGUAAGCUCUUGCAUUGCUCUUUGUUAUGAAAUAAAUGGA